AUGGUUGCCAUUCAGAAUAAGGAGGAAAUCAACUGUCUCAAUAACUUCUUGCCCUUCAGUCCGGGUUACUACUGGAUUGCAAUCAGAAAAAUUCAUGAGGUAUGGACCUGGAUCAGAACUAACAAAGAACCAACAGAAGAGACAGAAAACUGGGCUUCUGGUGAGCCAAAUGGCAAAGGGAACAAUGAGAACUGUGUUGAAACCUACAUCAGAAGAGGAAAGGAUGAUGGCAAAUGGAAUGAGGAAAAGUGUGAGAAAAAGAAGGUUGCCUGUGCCACACAUGGCCAUGGAGAAUGCAUAGAGACUAUUAACAACCACAGCUGCCACUGUCACCCUGGAUUCUAUGGGCCUGACUGUGAGUUUGUUGAGACUUGUGAUCCGCUGAGGAAACCUGAUCAUGGGAGCCUGCAGUGCAGCCAUCUGUUGGAGAGCUUCAGCUACAACUCAUCCUGCACAGUGCAGUGUGAGGAAGGAUAUGAACUGACUGCACUGGCAUCUGUAUGCUGUACCUCUUCUGGACUCUGGUCUGCCUGCCUUGCAGCAUGCCAAGCUGUGACCUGUCCUGCCUUGGGAAAGCCUGCUAAUGGAGCUGUGAACUGCUCCCACCCCUCUGUGGAGCUGACCUGAGGUGCCACCUGUGAGUUCACUUGCGAGGAAGGGCUCACCCUGACAGGAGCAGCCACACUGCAUUGUGGGUCUCCUGGGGCCUGGAACAAGCAGCAGCCAUCCUGUGCAGCUGUGAGAUGUGAGGCUGUAGGUAGGCUAGAAGGAGGCUUUGUGACCUGUGGCCACGCUGCUGCAGAUCUGAGCUCUGGUUCACGUUGUGAUUGCUGCUGCAAGGAGGGCUGUGUUCUGGAUGGCCCCUCCAGCACGGAGUACACAGCACAGGGACAGUGGUCAGAGCCAGCACCAAAAUGCAAAGUUGUGCAGAGUGAACCACUGAGGACUCCUGAGAAGGGCUCUGUGGAUUGCUCACAUGGUGCUGGGAACUUCACCUGCAACACAGCCUACCUCUUCAGCUGUCUAGAAGGACGGAAGCUCAGUGGCUCUCGUGUUCUUGAGUGCAGCCCGUCAGGAAACUGGAGUGCCAGUCUGCCUACAUGUGAAGCUUCUGAACAAGCCAGCUACAUCUGUGGCAUAGCAGCCACCAGUGCCUCUCUGGUGUCCACAGCAUCAUUCCUCCUUUGGCUUGCAAAACGUUUCCAAAGAAAAGUGAAGAAAUGUACUCCUUCCAGCUGCCACAGCCUAACCACUGAAUGCAGCUUCCAUAAGUGCUGGCCAGAAUGUCUGACUCCAGGUGUUUCAGAACCGAAGCCAUCUUUUCUUACAUCUCAGGGUUCUGGAGAAUGAAACUGUGUGCAAAUCAGCAGCUGGCCAGAUGUUUCUACCUCUUGCUGACAAGAUGAUUGACCUUCUGUAUUGUUCAGAAAUGUUGAGCUCAAGCUGUCUAGUAUUUCCCUUGGAAACGAGCAGACAGUAAGACUCUGCUCUUCUGGCAAAAUGCUGUCUACAUUCAGUCAUGUAGUUAUCACAGCUGGGAUCUUGCCAUCUCUUGUCCAGAUGGUGAGCAAAUAGUAAGCUGCUGCCCAAGGAGGAGGCUGGUUUCUCCUCUGAUCUACUCAAAGGUACCUAAGUGAGGUGAAGAUGUGCAUGAAUUCACAUCACUUACUACGCUGCCAGAAAUGUCCUCUCUGGAGGCAAUAUGGGCUGGAACUGCAGAAAUGGAAUAAGCAGGAUGAAAAGAUACUCACUGAGCAGCUUGGAAAGCAUCCAUCUGUUGUCACAGUCAGUUUAUUUGAAGAGUACAUCCCAGGCAAUAAAUGUGCCUCUAAUGCUAUGGGCAGUUGUUUGGGUUUCUGCUGCAUGUCCCAAAAAGCUUAGGGACUUUAAACUCUUCUUUAAUGGUAAUAGCACUAGGAAUCAUAGUGCUUAUAUGAGGUACUCUGGUUUCUGAAUCCAGCAAAUAGAUCUGAAGCAACCUCACCCCUGUGGGACUCUGCACUGCAAUGGGGGUGAAUACAUAAAUGUUUAAGUCUGCAGUUUUUACUGUGGACAUGUUUGUGCCGUUGACAGUAACUGUGUUGUAAAAGACUGGUUCCUGAGUAGGUCUGUGGCAGUUGAUCUGGGCCCAGGUAAAUGUAAGGUAGUUGAGAGGUGUGUGUGUGUGUGUAUUUCAUGCCUGCAUAUUAUUUACAAAUAAAAUGGAAGUCUGUUUUAUUACUCUGUUGAAAGACUUUGAACAAGAGUUUUUUUUAAGAUAUAUUUAAGUUACAAUGCUAAUAAAUUAAAGCCCUCUGACUUAAAAUCUGAUCUGUACUACCCUGUUUGUAACAUUUAAUAAAAUACACUGUAUAUAAUG
Messenger RNA from Pogoniulus pusillus (Red-fronted tinkerbird), 2359 nucleotides. Its product is annotated as E-selectin-like. Gene Ontology annotation, biological process: cell adhesion. The record is from RefSeq and is a predicted model, not a curated record. Gene Ontology annotation, cellular component: membrane. NCBI's taxonomy places the organism in Eukaryota, Metazoa, Chordata, Aves, Piciformes, Lybiidae.